Molecule: messenger RNA, 2045 nt
Organism: Mizuhopecten yessoensis (Yesso scallop)
Lineage: Eukaryota; Metazoa; Mollusca; Bivalvia; Pectinida; Pectinidae
Product: nicotinate phosphoribosyltransferase-like
Exons: 13
Coding region: 194-1846 (550 amino acids)
Biological process (GO): NAD+ biosynthetic process
Molecular function (GO): nicotinate phosphoribosyltransferase activity
Source: RefSeq, a predicted model, not a curated record
ACUCAUCUUUUGCUCUCCUGUAUUUCUUCUUUCUUCGUUUCCUUUUCUCCUGGUUGAACUUCUCGGUGUUACAUUCGGUGACUGUUUUCGCUACAUCUUCAGACAUUUCAGUCACUUUCCUCCAUAGAUAGCAUACAGAGUUACCACCCUUUAUUGAACGGAACUCUUAUCCGUUGACCUUUCACCUUCAUUAAUGGAUAGCAACAUGCAGUCUUCCGGAACCGACAGUAGUUUUUCUCGCAUCCUGAGCAGAGAGCAAAAUGGAGUCAUUCAGCCAAUUCUUACAGACCUUUACCAAAUCACCAUGGCCUAUGCUUAUUGGAAGAGUGGGAAGAAGGACGACAGGGCUGUCUUUGACCUUUACUUCCGUAAGAAUCCGUUCAAAGGAGAGUUUACAGUGUUUGCUGGACUGGAGGAGUGUAUCAAGUUUCUACUGAAGUUCUGCUUCACAGAGAGCGACAUAAACUACCUGAGGAAAGUUCUGCCCAGUAACAUAGAGUCAGAAUUCUUCGACUACCUACAGCAGAUAUCUACAAACGAUGUGAGACUGUACGCCAUUGAUGAAGGGACUGUGGUGUUCCCCAAGGUGCCCCUCCUAACUGUAGAGGGACCCCUGCCCAUUGUCCAGUUGAUGGAGACUCCUCUCCUUAAUCUUGUCAACUAUGCCAGUUUGGUGGCAACCAAUGGCAUGCGUUUCCGUCUGGCGGCUGGUCCUGAGAAGAUUCUGUUGGAGUUCGGGUUGAGAAGGGCCCAGGGACCAGACGGAGCAUUGUCAGCUUCACGCUACUGUUACCUGGGGGGAUUUGAUGGCACAAGUAACGUCCUAGCUGGGAAGCUGUACGGAAUACCUGUCAGAGGAACACAUGCCCACGCCUUUGUGACGUCAUACACAGAUCUUCUGAACAUCAGUGAGGAGACUCUGAUGAGGAAGGGAACCGAAGAACCAGUCAAAUUUUUGCCAAUUUGUAAAAAGUGGCAAAAACAACUUACAGGUAUUCUAGGUUUCCUUGACGACCAAGUGAGUAACGGAGAAUUAGCCGCCUUCAUAUCAUAUGCCUCCGCCUUCCCGGACGGCUUCCUUGCUCUCAUAGACACCUAUGAUGUCAUCAAGUCUGGAUUGCCAAACUUUUGUACGGUGGCCCUGGCGCUACACGAGUUGGGAUACGAGCCCCGCGGCAUAAGACUGGAUAGUGGAGAUCUGUCCUAUCUGUCUAACCACGUCAGGUCACGGUUCAAAAAGGUCGCUGAGAGUUUGAAGCUGCCCUGGUUUGGAAAGCUGACUAUUGUAGCCAGUAACGACAUCAAUGAGGAUACUAUACACUCGCUAAACCAACAGGGACAUGAGAUUGACAGUUUCGGGAUAGGAACUCACCUGGUCACGUGUCAGAAACAACCAGCACUCGGCGGUGUCUAUAAGGUAAUGGGUUAUAACCGAUCACCCGACCAACGACCAACGACCACCCGACCCCCGACCACCCAACCCCCCGACCCCUNAGCUGAUGGCGAUGCCCUUGUAGACCUUAUGUUACAACCAGACGAGCAACCCCCUAUUCUCAACACAAGGAUACUCUGUCGACAUCCAUUUCAGGAGUCCAAACGAGCAUAUGUUUGUCCAGCCAAAAUGGAGCAACUUCACAAACUGUACUGGGACAAUGGAGAGUUGGUACAGUCUCUCCCCACUCUGACAGAGCUACGGUGCAAAGCUAUCGCGUCCCUCAAAAGUAUGAGACAGGACCACAAGAGGGCACUCAAUCCAACACCUUAUAAGGUGUCUGUCAGUGCCAAGCUGUACGGGUUUCUACAUGACCUGUGGCUGGAGAACGCCCCUAUAGGAGAGCUGUCUUAGUUUAGCUAAAGAAAACCACUGUGACAAUUUCGACCACGGAGAAUUUAUCAGUUGAUGUCUAUAUAUUGAAAUAAGAGAGACCAAAACAGGUUGUGAUAAAUAUCUGAAAGAUUUUUUGUUUUUUGGCAAAUUUUAAUCGUGAUUGCUGGGAGAUGGAAGUUGGAUCUUGAUUCAUGAACAUACUUUUUUUUUUUUUUUU